Messenger RNA from Trypanosoma cruzi, 420 nucleotides. RefSeq lists its product as uncharacterized. NCBI's taxonomy places the organism in Eukaryota, Euglenozoa, Kinetoplastea, Trypanosomatida, Trypanosomatidae. The record is from RefSeq and is a predicted model, not a curated record. The transcript has a single exon. Bases 1 to 420 code for a protein of 139 amino acids.
AUGGAGCAGUUGGAGGAGCAGCUUGAUGCGCUUUGGGAUGAGAGCCGGACAAAGAGGCGGGCGAAGGUGGAUGAGCUUAACGCUGCGCUCGUUCAACGCGUACGUGAUGGUGUCGAUGCGACGUUGCAGAAGGUGCAGUCAGCCCUGGCGGGUGAACAGGCGGAAAUGGAGAGAGAAAUUGACCGACUGCUUCGCAUGAUAGACGAGCUGGCCGCAGGCGUUGAAAUGUGGAAGCAAAAGGCCCUGAGCUCCAUGGAUUUUAUCGAUAAGGAGCAAAAGGCUCUUGGGAGCAUGGUGCAACAGUUAUCUAUCCGAACUGCAGCCCGAAAGGAGGAAAUGAUGAAGCGACAGAGGCAACGUUUAGAGGAGCUUCGUUCCGCGUGCAUGGAGCGGUUUAAGGAGGUAGAGUUGAGGUUUUGA